GCUGUUUUCUGCUAUUAACCCACAUUUGUCGACUCUGCACAAAUGGAUUUUUCUGAGCACGGGGAAAUGUUGAGACGACCGUCAAACGGUAUUCCGCCCCAGCCUUCUGGGGGAGCGGUUGGAGAUACAACUACUAACAAACCGCAGAACGGGAACCCGGUGCCCCAACCGCCGCCUGUAAACGAACGGAAAACUUUUUGUCCCUCGGAAAAUAAACCGUGCGAAAUGGAAGCCAGUAAAGCAUACGGGACGUUUAAAAACGCCGCACCUGGACCCACGUUUGCUCCCGUUAAUUCUGCCGUGCGCAAGGAUUCCGUCGGUAAACUGGAUGGUUCGACCGGUAAAGCCACAUCGGACUUCAUGUCUAACAAUCAAAGUGCUGUAAGGAUCGCGGUGGAGCAUAACAACACCACCGGUGACUGGACCUCCAUGAGCCAGACCACCAUCAUCCUGGGUACAGAUGGCAAUACAUCUGUUCUGCCUGGCACGGUGACCGGGGUAAGUGGUUAAGGAACUGGACUCUUCUUUCAGGAUGAUGGUGAUGAUGAUGAUGAUGGAGGAGAUGAGAAUAAGGCCCGGGGGAACUGGUCCAACAAAAUGGAUUUUAUUCUGUCCAUGGUGGGAUAUGCCGUGGGUUUGGGAAAUGUGUGGAGAUUCCCAUAUCUUGCUUUUCAGAAUGGUGGAGACUCCUGUAUACUAAGGGACAGAAACAUCACAUCAAUCAAGAACACUACAUUCUGUGUAUCUGCAAAUGCUGUCGGGAAUUUAAGUAAACUGUUAAAUAUCACAGCGGACAAUAAAACCUAUGUCAGCCCUAGUGAGGAAUAUUUCAAGUAUAAUGUGUUGCAUAUUUCGAAGGGUAUUGAAUAUCCAGGUGACAUCCGUUGGCCCCUGGCUGCUUGUCUUUUACUGGCCUGGCUUAUUGUUUAUGCCUCUUUGGCCAAAGGGAUCAAGUCCUCAGGGAAGGUGGUGUAUUUCACUGCCACAUUCCCCUAUGUGGUGUUGGUCAUCCUGUUGAUCCGAGGGGUCACUCUACCCGGAGCCGGUUCAGGGAUCCUUUACUUCAUAACACCCAAAUGGGAAAAACUUAAUGAUGCCAAGGUGUGGAAGGAUGCUGCUACACAGAUUUUCUUCUCUCUGUCUGCAGCAUGGGGUGGUCUUAUAACUCUGUCAUCCUACAAUAAGUUCCAUAACAACUGUUACAGGGAUACUCUCAUUGUGACAUGCACUAACAGUGCCACAAGUAUUUUUGCUGGUUUUGUCAUUUUUUCAGUUAUUGGCUUCAUGGCUCAUGAGCUCAAAGUCCCGAUUGAGAGUGUGGCAGAUGAAGGUCCAGGGAUUGCGUUUGUGGUCUACCCAGAGGCUCUGACUAGGUUGCCCUUGUCACCAUUCUGGGCCAUCAUCUUCUUCCUCAUGCUGCUUACACUUGGUCUGGAUACCAUGUUUGCCACCAUAGAAACUAUAGUGACGUCUGUUUCUGAUGAGUUCCCCAACUACUUGCGCAAACACAAGCCUCAGUUCACUUUGGUUUGCUGUUUGUCCUUUUUUGUGCUGGGUUUCCCCAUGAUCACUGAGAGUGGAAUGUACAUGCUUCAGCUGGUGGACACAUUUGCAGCCUCUUACUCUCUGGUCAUCAUUGCCAUAUAUAUGUUUUUGUUCAUUAUGAUGAUCUUAGGUCUACAGCGGUUCUGUGAGGAUAUUGAGAUGAUGAUUGGGUUUCAGCCAAACAAGUUUUGGAGAAUCUGCUGGGCCUUUGUCACACCAACCAUUCUCACAUUUAUUUUGGCACUCAGUCUGUACCAGUGGAAGGUGAUGACAUAUGAGGAUUACACUUAUCCGACCUGGUCUAUGGUUCUCGGCUGGCUUAUGGUCAUCUGUUCUGUCAUAUGGAUUCCCAUCAUGUUUGUUAUUAAGAUGUACCUUGCCCCUGGAUCGUUAAUUGAGCGUUUGAAGUUGGUGUGCUCUCCUCAGCCCGACUGGGGUCCAUUCCUGAUGAAACACCGCGGGGAACGCUACAAGAACAUGAUCGACCCUCUGGGCACCAACUCCCUUGGCCUCAAACUUCCCCCCAAAGAUUUCCAGCUAUCAGCCCAAUAUCAAUAAUCCUCCUCAAUUCCCUGUGAGUGUGAGAUUCCCUGAGGCCUCUGAGGGUGAGACCAGCACUCACGUCAAUCUCUUUCCCCAUUCAACCUCCCCUUUUUUCCAUAAUGUUCUCUUUCAGCCAUAUUCCCCCUCUUCUGGCACUUUUAGAGGGGUCUUUCAGGUGGAAAGCACAGACAACUCCCUAUGAUUUUGUUGUUUUCUGAAUAAUUAUUCAUAGUCAAUCUGAGAGUAGAGGUCUUUUGCGCACAUUCUGAUACACCGAUCCCAGCUGAACCUUUUUCUCAGAGGCAAUAUAGUGAUGCAGUUGCUACUGUUGAGGCAAUAUUUGACUGAUUGUGCAUCAUGCAGUGGUUGUUUUUUAAUUAUUUUUUCAUU
Sinocyclocheilus grahami is the source of this 2478-nucleotide messenger RNA. Its product is annotated as sodium- and chloride-dependent glycine transporter 2-like. Gene Ontology annotation, cellular component: plasma membrane. The transcript is spliced from 14 exons. The record is from RefSeq and is a predicted model, not a curated record. Gene Ontology annotation, biological process: nitrogen compound transport; amino acid import across plasma membrane; sodium ion transmembrane transport. Gene Ontology annotation, molecular function: amino acid:sodium symporter activity. NCBI's taxonomy places the organism in Eukaryota, Metazoa, Chordata, Actinopteri, Cypriniformes, Cyprinidae.